Messenger RNA from Corylus avellana, 2282 nucleotides. RefSeq names its product transcriptional adapter ADA2b. Gene Ontology annotation, molecular function: protein binding; zinc ion binding; chromatin binding. Gene Ontology annotation, biological process: chromatin remodeling; regulation of transcription by RNA polymerase II. Gene Ontology annotation, cellular component: nucleus. NCBI's taxonomy places the organism in Eukaryota, Viridiplantae, Streptophyta, Magnoliopsida, Fagales, Betulaceae. The record is from RefSeq and is a predicted model, not a curated record.
UUUCAAGUUUUCUCAAAAAAGUUUAAGAACCUAACAUCUAUCUCCUUUACGAGUUUUUAAAAAAUCAUUCACGUAGGACCAAAUCUGUCAAAAUCCAAAAUUCCCAAGGACCAAAAAUCUCAGAAAUGUGUGAGUUUGGGUUUGACCAAUUAAUACCCAGUUUGGAAGCUAUGAAAACCAAUUCUCGGUGCCUGAGGAAUUUAGGGGUUUUUGCUUGGCCCUAAAGCCCCUACGUUUGAGCAUUUGUGAGACAACCCAAAUCCAAAUCUAUUUCGAAAACCAAAAUUCUCAAAAAGAUGACCAAAAAACUCAGAAAUUUGUGAUUUUGAGCUUGACCUAUUAAUACCCAGUUUGGAAGCAAUCACAAAAAUUCACGAGUGUUGUGAAAUUUGGGUUGUACUGGGUCCUAUAUACUGGUCUCCCGCGCAUUCUUCUUUGUGCCUUUGGGUUGAGCAAGCAGCGUUAAUUACACAGGUCUUCCUGAGCUCGCUCAGCUUCAGAGUUCAAUGGGUCGCUCUCGUGGAAAUUUCCACUCUGCCGAUGAGGACCCCACCCAAAGAUCAAGAAGAAAAAAGAAUGCCUCCAGUGGAGAAAAUUCAGAAUCCGCAGCUGCAGGUCAAGGGACAAGUGAAGGGAAAAGGGCUUUAUACCACUGCAAUUAUUGCAACAAAGACAUUACAGGGAAGAUCCGUAUCAAAUGUGUCGUGUGCCCUGAUUUUGACCUAUGUAUAGAGUGCUUUUCUGUUGGAGCUGAGGUGACACCACAUAAGAACAAUCACCCUUACAGGGUUAUGGAUAGUUUAUCCUUUCCUCUUUUUUGCCCUGAUUGGAAUGCAGAUGAUGAAAUACUGCUACUAGAGGGGACUGAAAUGUAUGGCUUGGGUAACUGGGCAGAAGUUGCUGAGCAUGUGGGAACUAAGAGUAAAGAACAAUGUAUAGAACACUAUACAAAUGUAUAUAAGAACUCCCCAUACUUCCCUCUUCCGGACAUGUCUCAUGUUGUUGGAAAAAACAGAAAGGAGCUUCUUGCUAUGGCUAAAGGACAUAGUGAGGACAAAAAAGGAUUUCCUAUGAUAGGGGAGCUUAAUUUGAAGGAAGAAUCUCCUUUUUCUUCUUCAAGAGUCAAAAUUGAAGAUUCACAUAAAGGUGGUUCCUCUGGCCGCUUAUUGUCAAGCUUAAGUGCUGAAGUGGAAUCUGGGGUCCGUUCAGCAGCAACAGCUGCUAACAAGAAGGCAUCUAAUGUUGCCCAGGUUAAAGAUGGCCCUGGUGUCAUUAAAGUGGAAGAACCUCAAGCAGACAGGAGCUUUGGGGGAAAGAAACCAAACUCUUCAGGGAAUGAGGGUCCUUUAGUUGAAUUGAGUGGUUACAACCACAAAAGACAGGAGUUUGAUCCUGAAUAUGACAAUGAUGCUGAACAGUUAUUGGCUGAGAUGGAAUUUAAGGAUACAGACUUAGAGGAGGAGCGUGAGCUGAAGUUGCGAGUGCUGCGUAUCUAUUCAAAGAGGCUUGAUGAGAGGAAGCGCAGGAAGGAUUUUAUACUAGAAAGAAAUUUGUUAUAUCCGAAUCCUCUUGAGAAGGACUUUUCGCCUGAAGAGAGGGCGAUCUGUCGGCGAUAUGAUGUAUUCAUGCGUUUUCUGACCAAGGAAGAGCAUGAAGAUUUGCUUCAGACUGUUAUUACAGAGCAUAGAACACUGAAAAGAAUUCAAGAACUUAAGGAUGCCCGAGCUGCUGGUUGCCGCACAUCAGCUGAGGCUGAUAGAUACCUUAAACAGAAAAGGAAAAGGGAAGUUGAAGAGAAUGCUCGUCUAGUAAAGGAAAGCUCUCAGGUUGGUCCAAGCAGUCAAGCUGGUCCAAAUGCAUUCAUGGCUUCAGAGUCUGUUGGCAAGGAGUUUGAUUCGAGACCAGUGGGACAAGCUACUUCAAACUCUGUGAACGAUUUGGAUAUAAUGGGCUUUUAUGGAGCAGAAUUAUUGUCUGAAAGUGAGAAACGGUUAUGCGGCGAGAUUCAGCUACCCCCACCUCUCUACCUUAAGAUGCAGGAGAUUAUGUCAAUCGAGAUCAUCAAUGGUUCUGUCACUAAGAAACCCGAUGCCCAUCACUUGUUCAAGCUUGAAGCCAGCAAAAUUGACAGAGUUUAUGACAUGCUUGUGAAAAAAGGGAUUGCUCAACCGUGAAACUUGAAACCAUCUCCUGCUUUACUUUGUUCUUUAUCUUAAUAGUAAAUUGUUUCAUUUUUAUCAAUUUUAUUCUGUGGAAAUGAAAAGCAUUUUAUAUUUUUGUGU